AAGCAGUAAAUAGACACCACAGCUUUUUUGUUCUUGCUCUCUACACUUCACAUUUACCCAAAAUCUUUAUAAUACUAUAUAUUUAAAACUUUUUAUCUUUUUGUAUUUUGGUUACAAAGAGACAAUUAUCUCUCCACUGUCUUUAUGUUCUUCUUUCAUGUAACCAAUCUAAGGCAAAACAAAACCACAGACACAAAUUCUACACCAAAAGCUUAACCAGAUUUUUCCCAAGAAAAAACCCAUCCAUGAAACCAUCAUCAGCUUCAAGAUUUUCUUUAACUUUCUCACACUUUCUCACACUCUACUGUCUUCUCACACAAACACAUGUAGCUCAAGGAUCUCAUCAAUGGCAAUCACCAAUCAAAACCGUCGUCGUUUUAGUGUUGGAGAAUCGAUCUUUCGAUCAUCUCUUAGGAUGGAUGAAGAACUCAGUAAACCCGACAAUAAACGGUGUAACGGGUCAAGAAUGUAACCCGGUUCCGAAUUCUACACAAACUAUAUGUUUCACUAGUGAUGCUGAGUUUGUGGAUCCGGAUCCGGGUCAUUCGUUUGAAGCUGUUGAGCAACAAGUAUUCGGGUCUGGGCCGGGUCAGAUCCCGUCCAUGAUGGGUUUCGUUGAGCAAGCGCUUUCCAUGCCGGGAAAUUUGUCGGAGACUGUAAUGAAAGGCUUUAGGCCUGAAGCUGUUCCGGUUUAUGCUGAGCUGGUUAAGGAAUUCGCUGUGUUCGACCGGUGGUUUUCUUCAAUUCCCGGUCCGACUCAACCAAACCGGUUAUUUGUCUAUUCGGCUACCUCACAUGGUUCCACUAGCCAUGUCAAGAAACAACUCGCUCAAGGGUAUCCACAGAAGACGAUAUUUGAUUCGCUUCAUAGCAACGACAUCGACUUCGGAAUAUACUUUCAGAAUAUUCCGACCACAUUAUUCUACCGUAAUCUCCGACAGCUAAAGUACAUUUUCAAUUUGCAUCAAUACGAUUUGAAAUUCAAGAAAGACGCGGCCAAAGGAAAGUUACCGAGCUUAACCGUAAUCGAACCGAGGUAUUUCGAUCUCAAAGGUUUACCGGCUAACGAUGAUCACCCGUCGCAUGACGUGGCUAACGGUCAAAAGCUGGUUAAAGAAGUGUACGAGGCACUUAGGUCGAGUCCACAGUGGAACGAGACGCUCCUAGUUAUAACCUAUGAUGAGCAUGGUGGGUUCUAUGAUCACGUCAAGACUCCUUAUGUCGGUAUACCAAAUCCCGAUGGGAAUACUGGACCGGCUCCUGGUUUCUUUAAAUUCGACCGGUUAGGUGUUCGUGUUCCUACCAUUAUGGUUUCGCCUUGGAUUCAAAAAGGAACCGUCGUAAGUGAAGCAAAAGGACCAACAGAGAGCUCAGAGUACGAGCAUUCAUCAAUACCAGCGACAAUCAAGAAACUCUUCAAUCUCUCUUCCAAUUUCUUAACACAUAGAGAUGCAUGGGCUGCUACUUUCGAAGACGUUGUAUCUCACUUAACCACUCCUCGAACCGAUUGUCCCAUGACUCUACCUGAAGUUGCACCUAUGAGAGCCACUGAGCCUAAAGAAGACGCUGCUCUUUCUGAGUUUCAAGGUGAAGUGGUUCAGCUUGCAGCGGUUCUCAAUGGUGAUCACUUCCUCAGUAGCUUCCCGGAAGAAAUUGGAAAGAAGAUGACUGUGAAACAAGCUCAUGAGUAUGUCAAAGGAGCUACUUCUCGGUUCAUUAGAGCUAGUAAAGAGGCAAUGAAGCUUGGUGCCGAUAAAUCUGCUAUUGUCGAUAUGCGAUCUUCGCUCACUACACGGCCACACAACUGAUUAAAAAUCUUGUUUGCAUUCGUCUUCCUAUGUUUUGAUCUGAAAAUGUGUGAUUUUAUGUAUGGAAACUAGAAUUGAGGAACAAAGAAAUAGACAAAAUUCAUUGUUAAUGUUAGUGAUAUGUUGAGCAAUCGAAAGAUCUUCAUAAACUCCCAAUAUAACUGAAGCCCAAUUAGGC
Molecule: messenger RNA, 1986 nt
Organism: Arabidopsis thaliana (thale cress)
Lineage: Eukaryota; Viridiplantae; Streptophyta; Magnoliopsida; Brassicales; Brassicaceae
Gene: NPC6
Product: non-specific phospholipase C6
Exons: 3
Coding region: 246-1808 (520 amino acids)
Cellular component (GO): extracellular region
Molecular function (GO): phosphoric ester hydrolase activity; hydrolase activity, acting on ester bonds
Source: RefSeq, marked reviewed